Drechmeria coniospora is the source of this 831-nucleotide messenger RNA. RefSeq lists its product as uncharacterized. The record is from RefSeq and is a predicted model, not a curated record. The transcript is spliced from 3 exons. Lineage: Eukaryota; Fungi; Ascomycota; Sordariomycetes; Hypocreales; Ophiocordycipitaceae. Bases 1 to 831 code for a protein of 276 amino acids.
AUGCCCGUGUCAGAAUCCGAAUACAGCGACAGUUUCUACUUCCCGCCCACUCCACCUCUCGACGCCUUCGACAUCAACAUUGCAGCGCUGGACGGUCGCGGGUUGCUACAGCCGCUCGGCAACCCGGUGUUGGUCCACAUUGAUAGCCUGAAGAGAGCCCAAUCUGAACCCAGAAGCGCGGACCUGGAGCUGGACUAUGCACUUAGCUUGUCUCCCAGUAUGAUCUCCACAUGUGCACAUCCCGAAUCGAAUGCGUCUCCAGCUACGAGCCGACAGAUACAGGUGAUACGAAGUCAUUCUCCCCGCCGUCUCAAUACCUCUAAUCACCCACCCCCGUAUCCGGCCGGAACUGUUGCCGUCGAGUCCAACUUUUGCAACCCGCAGGACCUGGUGGCAUUUCCAGCAGGCCCAUUCAAUCCGCUGAUCAAUGUUGAUUCAAAAGACAUGCCCGAAAAUGUGGAUGACCUGAAACCGGAGCCAUCCAGUCCAUCGAAUCCCAAGUACGCGAUCAACAUCGCUUCCUCUCUGGGCUAUGGUGCCGUCAAACAACCCCCCAUGGCUAGCUUGAAUUCUGAAGCCGGUGCCAUUGUCGAGGUAGAAGAAGGCAGCAUGCCUACCAUGCAACACGCUGUGCAAUCAAACGGCCUACCCACCGUUCCUAUGAAUUUCCCCAACCCAGGCCAGCUUCCCUGCGAUGGCGCGCGCAACCUCCGAGUGCACGACGUUGUCGAGUCCAGAGAGCGCCUUCGCAUCGGUUUCGGACUCAAAAUACCGCACCAGCCCGAGACGUCUACUCGCCUGGCACACGUUUGCAUGUCAUCUUUGCAAUAG